UAACUAUACUAGUACUCCAACGAGUAUUGUACUAAAUUAACUGCUUGCUUCGAGCUGCGAGCGGCUGGACGGGAUCUGGCAGGAUAUAUACGAUCCUUCCCGUCAACGAGCAAGCCGGCCGCUGCAUCUAGCUCGCUCUCUCCUCCUAAUCCCGUUGUGUGAGUUCCUACCUAGCUGUUUCUUCCACCUUCCCCACUUCAGCAGGGUCUUCGAGCGAUCUCAAGGUUACCCACAAGUUGGGACGUCGAAGCUAGUCAAUCUUAGAAGAAAAUAUAGGAUACCAUGGAGAACAAGUUAGAGAAUACAACUGAGACGACAAAGGAGUUUACAUAUCAAUUUUUGGAACGCAUCACAGAUGAUUUCUCAAAGGAGCGCAUAGUUGGUCGUGGUGGGUUUGGAAUAGUUUAUAAGGGAGUGCUCGACAAUGGGGAACAUGUUGCUGUUAAGAAACUUAUCUACCAACCCGGACUUGGCGACGAUCAAUUUAAGAAUGAGCUUGUGAACCUUAUCGGAGUACAACAUCAAAAUAUAGUACAGUUAAUUGGUUACUGCUACGAAACACGUAAGAAACUUUUUCCAUACAAUGGAAAUUUUGUUUUUGCUGAAUGUGUCGAAAGAGCUCUGUGCUUAGAAUACUUACAGGGUGGAAGCCUGGAUGAUCAUCUUUCUGAUGAACCUUGCAGUCUUGAAUGGUCCAUAACUUACGGAAUAGUUAAAGGUAUCUGUGAAGGUUUAAAGCACCUCCAUACGGGCUCCACAAAUCCUAUUUACCAUCUUGAUUUAAAACCAGCAAACAUAUUACUGGAUGAGGAUAUGAUACCCAAGAUUGGAGAUUUUGGUUUGUCGAGACUUCUUGUUUCAACACAAACCUGUGUCACGCAAACAUUUAUAGGAACACGUGGAUACAUGCCACCGGAGUACAUUGAUAAGCAAGAAAUAACACCAAAGUUUGAUGUAUUCAGUUUAGGUGUUAUAAUCCUACAAAUAAUGGCAGGGCGGAGUGGCCACUCUGAGUCUGCACAUAUUCCUUCUGGAGAAUUUAUUGAGUUUGUACAUGAAAACUGGAGAAAAAGGCUGCAAGCAACGAUGUCGGCAGAUAUAUCACAAGAAGUUAAGAUAUGCAUCGAAAUAGCAUUAAAAUGUGUGGAGUCCGAUCGAUUGAAGAGGCCCACUAUAAACCAGAUUGUCGAUGAACUGGAUAAGAUAGAUAAUGCCAAAAGUUCAUCUACCGGGCAGGUCACCGGCUCGCGAAAAAAACGGGAUUUCAACAAACUAUACAAAAGUUCAGAUUCUACUAUGGGCUUCAACGAUGACGAGCCAAUUACUAUUGCUCCUCCAAAUUCAGUGCAGUUGGUGAUGAAGAACAAUAAGGAGGCGCCACUGGAGGAGAACGAUCAGAAGGUGAUGCUGGAGCUCACUGGCGACGACUCCAGCGUUGACCGUCCGGGCCUGGACCUUGUAGCCGUCCUGGACGUGAGUGGCAGCAUGACGGGCCAUAAAAUCCAAGAGAUGAAGACCGCCAUGCAGUUUGUGGUAAGGAAGCUAUGCCCUAUCGACCGCCUGUCCAUCGUCAUCUUCAACAGUGAUGCGACGAGGAUGUGCCCCCUGCGGCGGGUCACGAAGGCCUCACAUGGAGAGCUGCAGGAGAUGGUGGACAGCCUUAUGGCCCGUGGUGGCACAAACAUGGAAGCCGGUCUUAAGACUGGAAUGAAGGUGCUCACCGACCGCAAGGUGAGCGACGGCCGCGUCGUCGGCAUCAUGCUCCUGUCCGACGGCCAGCAGAACUCAAGAACCGACGCUGCUAGGGUCCCUGUUGGCAAUGUGCCCGUUUACACGUUUAGUUUCGGCAAGGACGCGGACUCUUAUGUGCUCAACACGGUGGCGGCCAACAGCAUGGGAGGGAUGUUCUCUUUUGCUCGCGACGGGGAUGGCGUGACCAUAGCCUUCUCCCAGUGCCUCGCCGGCCUGCUUACCGUCGCGGCUCAGGACCUCUAUCUUACGGUCACGGCAUCACGCGUCGGAGACGAGUCGACGACGAUAAAGAAAAUUACCACCGGGAGCUACCUGCAGACGCAGCACUCCGAUGACCCUGGCUCGAUGACCAUCGCCUUCGGCCACCUCUACAACAAGGAAGUGCGCAAGGUCAUCGUCUACCUCUCUCUCCCCGCAGUCGAGAGCGAGCGCAGCGCGGACAUCCUCAAGGUCACAUACUCAUACAACAGAUCUUCCGGGAGGGAGUUUGUUGCGCCUCCUGCGACGCUGACGGUGUUGCGAACUGGCGUGGCGAUUCCGGAGGUGGCGGGGCCGGUCGAGGUGCGGGCCGAAGAGUUCCGUCUGCAGGCAGCGGAACUGAUCAAGGAGGCGAGAAUGUUGGCGGACGCCAUGAAGCUGGUGGAUGCCAGGUACAAGCUAAUGGAUGCCCUCGACCUGGUGGCGGACCAGUCCAACCCGCUUCUCCCGGCCGAGCUGCAGGAGCUCCUCCACCUAAUGGAUAGCCAAGAACUCUACCAUGGGCAUGGACGCGCCUACGCCUUGGCGUCAGAGACUUCGCACGACCGGCAGCGUUUCGCGGCGAGGGGCGGGGACGCCGGGACUAUUCGGCUCUUCGCGACGCCGCGCAUGGACAAGUACCUGAAGCAGGCCAAGAUGUUCGAAAGCGAUCCGGCGUCGCCGGUGACGUCGGCGGACGAUGACGUCAAGGAGGAGAUUGCACUUACUAUUAAUCUUCGCCUAUGCAGCCACUGCAAUGAAGAGGAGAUGCGGAGGUUAAGCUUGGACACGGAGAGCUAAUUGUGCAUCAUUCACGACGUGCUAAGUUAAGCUCCUCGUGUACCUGCUACAUGGUAGUGGAGCGCCAGCCUCCUCUGCUUCAGCCUGUUUCGUUCCGAUCUCCCUCAUCAAUCGCCUGGCUUAUCUGCCAUUUGAGACAUGAACACAUUCUUAUUCCAGUUCAGUUGCAAUUUAAUUGGGUCCUUGUUCA
Molecule: messenger RNA, 2980 nt
Organism: Lolium perenne
Lineage: Eukaryota; Viridiplantae; Streptophyta; Magnoliopsida; Poales; Poaceae
Biological process (GO): protein phosphorylation
Molecular function (GO): ATP binding; protein kinase activity
Source: RefSeq, a predicted model, not a curated record